Messenger RNA from Limulus polyphemus (Atlantic horseshoe crab), 4438 nucleotides. Its product is annotated as metabotropic glutamate receptor 3-like. Gene Ontology annotation, biological process: G protein-coupled glutamate receptor signaling pathway; regulation of synaptic transmission, glutamatergic. Lineage: Eukaryota; Metazoa; Arthropoda; Merostomata; Xiphosura; Limulidae. The coding region runs from base 316 to 3003 and encodes 895 amino acids. The record is from RefSeq and is a predicted model, not a curated record. The transcript has 9 exons. Gene Ontology annotation, cellular component: membrane. Gene Ontology annotation, molecular function: adenylate cyclase inhibiting G protein-coupled glutamate receptor activity.
UUUCCCGACUGUAGUGUGUGAAGUACUAUUUGACGAGUCUCAGUUAGAACAAACUUCAAUAGUGCUAUAGUAAUUCAAGAAAUCUUUAUAGAGUCCUUGAUUUAUUACAUAAUGUUUUAGGGGUUUAUGAUCUCCCAUUUUUCACGUGUUCCCGUUUGAAUCUUGAAUUUGUUACCAAUUUAUGUAAAAUUACCUUUAACAAAGGUAAUUUUACAUAAAACUAUUUUAGCAGCCUACUUCCCUAACACAUAAAAAAAUAUAUAGCAGCCAUAAAUAUACAAAGAUAAAGGAACGUGGAGCGUGUGACAAAUAACUAUGAAUUCUUACAAAAUAAAGAACAUAAACAUUUUGCUCCUUUUUAUAGUUUGUCGAGAAACAAUAGUCAAUUGUGAAUCUCAAAUUGCACAGGUCAAGUUGGACGGUGACCUGGUGUUAGGGGGAUUAUUCCCCAUGCACGAGGCAACUGGAAGAAAUGGUAAAAUAUGUGGGGCUAUCAAAGAAGAGAAAGGAAUUCAACGUUUAGAAGCUAUGCUUUAUGCCUUAGACCGUAUUAACAAAGAUCCAUUUACUUUACCUAAUGUCACUUUAGGAGCAUUUAUCUUGGACACCUGCUCUCGUGACACGUAUGCACUGGAACAAAGUAUGGAGUUCGUAAAGGCUUCCUUGACCACUCUGGACGAUUCUCAGUACUUGUGUGAAGAUGGACGUAAACCAAUCCGGAACCUCCAGAAACCUGUUGUCGGAGUUAUAGGAGCUUCUUCCAGCUCUGUGUCAGUAAUGGUGGCGAACAUUUUACGUUUGUUUAAGAUUCCACAAAUAAGUUAUGCUUCAACCAGCACUGAACUCAGCGAUAAAGCAAGAUUUGGCUACUUUUCUAGGGUGGUUCCGCCUGAUAAUUUCCAAGCCCAAGCAAUAGUAGAUGUCAUCCUGAAGUUGCGUUGGAAUUAUGUUUCUACUGUGGCUGUAGACGGUGACUACGGCGAAAAAGGCAUUGAAUAUUUCAAGAUGCUAGCUCGAAGAUCAGGAAUAUGCAUUGCAGUAUCCGAGAAGAUUUCUCGGGACUCCAAGCCAGAUGAUUUUAGACAGAUUAUAAAAAGGUUGAGUGGAAAGCCUCGAGCUCGUGGAGUAGUAUUAUUCGUAGACGAAGAUAAUUGUAGAAAAUUGCUGGCGGCCACAGUUGAGUUGAACAAGAUAGGUCAUUUUCUGUGGAUAGGAAGUGACAGUUGGGGAGCUAAAGUACAUCCUGUUAGAAACCAAGAAGUAGCAGCAGAGGGCGCUAUCACAAUUUUACCAAAAAGGAAUGAAAUAAAGGACUUUAACAACUAUUUCAUGGCCUUGAGGCCGAGGAGUAAUUUGAGAAAUCCUUGGUUUAAACCGUUCUGGGAACAGCAUUUCAAAUGCAAAUUUCAAAACGAUUAUACAAAUGUGGAUCUUUGUACAGGAACCGAAACCUUGGACAAAUAUGCACAGGAAGGAUUGGUACCAUUUGUGAUUGACGCUGUGCACGCCAUGGCGCACGCGUUGCACAACAUGAUGAAAGAUCGUUGCAAGUCUUUCAGGCAGUGUGAAGACAUGUUUCCAGCGCCCUCUGGAAACGAACUGUUGACGUACAUUCGAAAUGUGUCAUUUAAAAGUCCUCAAGGUGGUGAUAUGGUUGUUCGUUUUAACCAAGAUGGGGAUGCUCCAGGAAGCUACCACAUAUUCCAGUUUCAGAAAAAAGCCAGUGGAAAAUAUGACUACAAGAUUAUUGGCCAAUGGAGCGAGGAAAAAGUUCAACUCAACCUGGGGCUUGCUGAAUGGAAAGGUUACAGUGGAGUGGUUCCUGCAUCAAACUGCAGCGACCCCUGUCCACUUGGUCACAUUAGACAAUUCCAGCAACACACCUGUUGUUGGAUGUGUGUAGCCUGUCGAGAGGACGAGUACAUAUUUAACAACGAGUGCUCCUACUGCCCCGAAGGUUACAUGCCACGUGCAGACAAAACCGGGUGUUUCAAGCUCCCUUUGGAGUACAUGACUUGGAACUCUCCGUGGGCUAUAAUACCGGCAGCUUUUGCAGCCUUGGGAAUUAUCUGCACAUUUUUUACAUUCGCUGUUUUUGUGUAUUUUAGUAAAACUCCGAUCAUCAUGGCAUCUGGUCGAGAAUUGUGUUACCUACUCCUUUUAGGCUUAGUGUUUAGUUACUGCAUGAGUUUCGUAAUCCUGGCUAAACCUACCAUCGUCACGUGUACGCUGAUGAGAAUAGGCUUAGGACUGUGUCUCAGCCUUUGCUACUCCGCAAUUUUUACCAAAACAAACCGAAUCUCGAGGAUAUUUAACCGCGGUAUCCGUAGUAUCAAAAGGCCAAACUACACUAGUCCAGGGUCUCAGGUAUUAAUCUGUCUUGGAUUGGUAUCAGUCCAGUUAGUGUUCGCAAUAGCUUGGUUUAUAGUAGAGCCUCCUAAAUUACGAGAGACUUAUCCGACAAGAACUUCAGCUGUUUUGCAGUGUGGGAUCUCCAGUAUUUCAAUGGUUGUAUCUCUUAUCUACAAUAUGUUAUUAAUAGUCCUUUGUACAGUCUACGCCUUCAAAACACGUCAGAUCCCUGAGAAUUUCAACGAGGCCAAAUACAUUGGAUUCACUAUGUACUCCACGUGCAUUGUGUGGUUGGCUUUUAUACCAAUAUACUUCAGUACCAAUAACGACUUCAAGAUUCAAGUCUCUAGCCUUUGCAUCUGCAUUAGUAUCAGCGCUACUGUAGCUCUAGGCUGUCUUUUUAUGCCCAAACUGUAUAUCUGUCUCUGUCAGCCUUACAAGAAUGUCAGGACAGGCGGAACACAGAGCAACACAUCUGGAGCUUAUGGUCACAGUAUGAGGUUUACAAAAUCAACCGCCAGUGCUGCUUUAGCUUCCAUUGCCACUGCAGCAGUUAUUGGUACGACAAGGCCAGCCAUAGCUGCACAAAGUUUCCGUUCAACAACUAAUGGUGAUGUGUCCCCUAGCCUAGAGGAAAGCAGUAUAAACUAAUGAUGUUAAUAACUGGUUUUUCUAAAGAUCUUGACAUGGAAGUAUAAAAGGUCGCUGUAUAAAAGUUUUUCAAUUGUGAUCACUUAUCAAUAAGUUUCAUAUAUUCGCAGUCGUGCUGGAACGAUCUACAAUUGUUUAACCUCAAAGUAUUUGUUGGUGUGUUUAAACUAUCGACGACAGUUCCGGUUUUGAAUUUAAAAUUCAGCUAAUCUUCCCCAAGAAUAAGCUGCGUUUUACCUAACAAUGAAAAGUAUGAUGCAAAGAAAAUGUCUUGGGAAUGUGCACGACAUUUAUAAGUUCUACGUGGUCACCCCUCUCUUAAUUAUUGUUACACGAUGUUACCUCUUACAACUCAACGCACUUUAUGUGUGUGUCCGAGACAAAAUAAAUUCCUUUGCUUUGAUCUUCUUCUUCAAUAACUUAAGUGAUUAUUUGAAUUUCUUACAGAACGCGUCCCUGAACGCGAUGUUACUUGGAACACGCAUCCGUUGGCCGUGUGUGUUCGCAUAUAAACGCAAUGACUGGCUAGUUCCCAGUCACAAACAAGAUAUAAUAGGUGUUCAAGCAUAUAGCGACGGAACUGUGAACUAUAUAAGAUUACCACUAAACUACAGAAUUCGAACCAUUGAAUGGAACCAUUGGAUUCACUAAUCAAACACGAUGUAAAUAAUAAUUUUUGAAAAUGUGUGAAAGACCUUCGUUGCUCCAAAUAACCGUUUUAGUGGAGCGAUUCGUGGGGUAUUUGGUUCAGGACCGAUACAUCAUAAAACUGGAAUAUUGAACAACUAUUUUGGCGGUUCUUUACAACUUACACCCAGUUAGAAAAUAGUCAAACAUUAAGCAGCUUCGAUGUUUUUGUUCUGUUUUUUUUUUCGUAGAUCUGAAAAAGAGGAUUCCGGCAACCGAAUCAAUCGUUUCUCAUUGCUCGGUAUUCAAAUUGACAUGAUAGAACACAAACUUCUUACUCAAAUCUUUAAACACUGUCUACAGAUUCUUACGGGGCUCAUGCGUCUGUGAACAGUGUAGAAGGAUGGAACUGGGAAGUUUGUUUGUAAUGCUUAAAUGUGUUUUAAUACUGAAUUAUAUAUUGCAUUGUAACUUGUAUCAAUUUUUCAAAGGACUGUAUCUGCCUGGAACCUUGUGGUGGACAACGUUUCGGACUUCAGCUAAGAGACCGAAACUUCUUUCAUCACACGGCUUCAACCAGUUGUAGGGCUUUAAAGAUUAAACGCUUAUACUAUCUACUCUGUUAUAAGCAUUAUUAAACUUUCUACUUUGAAAAACCUUACUUUUCACCAGACAUAACGUUUGGUUUAAUUUUCUUAAAAUAUCCAGUAUAUUUUACACGACAUGCCUUAAACCUGUAUUUCUUAUUAUUUUAGUAUCAGCUUUUAUUGUUGUUGGUGUGUGAAAUAAAAGUUUUCUUCACUUCGUA